Prinia subflava (tawny-flanked prinia) is the source of this 1387-nucleotide messenger RNA. RefSeq names its product arylsulfatase A-like. NCBI's taxonomy places the organism in Eukaryota, Metazoa, Chordata, Aves, Passeriformes, Cisticolidae. Gene Ontology annotation, molecular function: arylsulfatase activity. The transcript has 4 exons. The annotation marks the transcript as partial. The record is from RefSeq and is a predicted model, not a curated record.
AGGAUCGAGCCAGGUGAGCCGGGCAGGAUCGAGCCAGGGGUGACCCACGAGCUGGCCAGCACCCUGGACAUCCUGCCCACCCUGAGCGCCCUGGCCGGAGCAGCCCUGCCCCGAGUGGCCCUGGAUGGCUUCGACCUGAGCCCGCUGCUCUUCGGGACCGGGAAGAGCCCCCGCCAGGCCGUGUUCUUCUUCCCCCCGUCCCCCGACCCCCUGCACGGCCCCUUCGCCGUCCGCCUGGGCAAGUACAAGGCUCACUACUACACCCAAGGCUCCUUCCACAGCGACACCACCCCGGACCAGGCGUGCCACGGGCUCACCCCGCUGACCCCGCACCUGCCCCCGCUGCUCUUCGACCUGGAGUCGGACCCGGGGGAGAACUACGACCUGCUGCAGGGCCGGGCGAGCCCCGAGGCGCUGCGGGCGCUGCAGGACAUCGCCCUGCACAAGGUGCUGCUGGAGCAGCGCCUGCAGUUCGGCGAGAGCCAGGUGGGGAAGGGCCGGGACGCGGCGCUGCAGCCCUGCUGCGCCCCCCAGUGCAGCCCCAAACCCUCCUGCUGCCGCUGCGCCCCGCGCUGACGCCCCAAAGCUCCCGGCCCCAAAGCCGCCAGCUCGGCCUCGGGGCUGCCCCGGGAGCGCUGGGGGUGGAACAGGGAGAGCCCCGAGGUGGCAGGAGCGCCAUGUGGGACAUCCAGGUGAGGCCUUGGAGGGGUCCUGACACCUUCCAGGAGGGCUCCAGUGCCUUCUCCAGAGCCAGCACAGAUCCUGGGAUACCUCAGGAUGCCUCAGGAAUGUCCCAGGAAUCCCAGCUGGCACCAAGGGCACAGCGGUGCAGUGGGGUGGGUCCUGGCAGCUCAGAGGCAGGAGCUGGUGACACAGGGGACAGCCCUGGGUGGCACCUGCAGCACCCCCACAGCCCUGGGCACUGCCAGCUCCAGCUGCUCCCGUUGCUGUCCCUGUCCGUGCCUUUUCCCGGGAAUGGCACAGCCGAGGCUGUGCUGGAGCAGCCCUGGGCUGCAGGAGUUUCUCCCUCUCUCCUCCUGCCAGGCCCAUCCUCCCCUCCCCUCCCUGGCUCCCCCUCUCUGUCCCCAAACCCGGAGCCACCCCCGCCCUUCUUUUCCCAAAUUGUCCCCUCCAGAUGGGGGUGACGUGUCCUGGUUCUGUCCCCAGGGAUCGUUUCUCCUGUAUCUGGCAGUGGGGCAUGUCCAGGUGUCACUGCCAUGGCCAAGGGACUCUCACUUGUAAUAAUAAGGGCAUUAUUCCCGGCGGGGAUAGAACGUGCAGGGUGUUACCCCAAUCACUGCUUUGCCUCACACCUUUUCUCUCUGAUAUUGCUGCAAAUAAUGGUUUGAUUCCUCAGCUGUCCCCAGUAAAUCGGUUUUAACCCCCG